GCUGGUCGCUCUUCAGGACAGAGCCAGGCGGGCGGCCCGGGGACCGUGGCACCCCCGCGUCCUCACCCUCGCACAUCCAAGUGACACGCUCCCCCCCCACGUGGCCCCCCGCCCCCGCUCGCUGACCCUCCGCGGCCCCCCACGUCCGAGGGAAGGAGCCGGGCCGCCGCUGCCCCCGGACCGCCUUUGUGCGCGCAGGGGUUCGCCCCCAUCCCCGUGUCCCGGGCCCAUGGAGCCGGCCUGGACGCCGCGGCCGCUGGCGCUGCUGGCCCUCGCCACGCUGCUGGCCGCCAGAGUGACUGCAGAUGUUCUGUUGGAAGACUGCUGCGCCGAUGGAAAUAGGCUGGCCACCCAGAAACGAGACUGCUCCAUACCCUACGCUUCCGAAUCCAAGGAAUGCAGAAUGGUGCAGGAGCAGUGCUGUCAGAACCAACUGGAGGAGCUGCACUGUGCCACGGGCAUCAAUGUGGCCCACGAGGGGGACAGCUGUGACACCCCCCAUAACACUUCCAGCUUCGAAGCCAAGUUCAUCAAGAAAUGCUGUCACUGCUGCCUGCUGGGGAAGGCCGCCCAAGCCCAGGGCCAGAGCUGCGAGUACAACCUCAUGAUUGGCUACCAGUGCGGCCUCGUGUACCGGGCGUGCUGCGUCAAGGGCCAGGAGACGUCGGAGCUCGCCCCUGGGGACGUCGCGGUGCCCCCGGACACCACUAAAACUCCCGAGGAGGAAAUUGUGGACCAGGAAGACCCCUAUCUGCAUGACCGAUGCCGAGGCGGGGGUCCCUGCACUCAGCAGUGCCGAGACACGGGAAGCACGGUCGUUUGCUCCUGCUUUGUGGGCUAUCAGCUGCUGCCUGACGGGGUCUCCUGUGAAGAUACCAACGAGUGCAUUACUGGCCUACACAACUGUCGCAUCGGGGAAAUAUGCAUCAAUACCGUGGGAUCGUUUCGCUGCCAAAGAGAGAGCAGCUGUGGGACGGGCUAUGAGCUCAUGGAGGACAACACGUGCAAAGACAUCGAUGAGUGUGAAAUUGGGAUUCACAACUGCCUCCCCAACUUCAUCUGUCAGAACACUCCAGGGUCUUUCCGCUGCCGCCCCAAGCUCCAGUGUAGGAGCGGAUUCAUUCAGGAUGCUCUGGGCAACUGCAUCGAUAUCAAUGAAUGUUUAAGCAUCAACGCUCCAUGUCCCAUCGGGCAGACGUGCAUCAACACCGAGGGCUCCUACACCUGCCAGAAAAACGUGCCCAACUGCGGCCGCGGCUACCACCUCAACGAGGAAGGCACCAGAUGUGUAGAUGUGGACGAGUGCUCCCCUCCGGCCGAGCCCUGUGGAGCGGGACAUCUGUGCAUAAACACUCCGGGCAGUUUCCGCUGCGACUGCAAGGCGGGUUACUAUUUCGAUGGGAUCAGCAGGACGUGUGUAGAUAUCAACGAAUGCCGACGCUACCCUGGGCGUCUCUGCGGCCACAAGUGUGAAAACACCCCGGGCUCCUACCACUGCAGCUGCACGGUGGGCUUCAAGCUUUCUUCUGACGGCAGGUCCUGCGAAGACUUGAACGAAUGCAGCAGCAACCCCUGCAGCCAAGAGUGCGCCAACGUGUACGGCUCAUACCAGUGCUACUGCCGCCGGGGCUACCAGCUCAGUGACGUGGAUGGGAUCACCUGUGAAGAUAUCGACGAGUGCGCGCUGCCCACGGGGGGACACAUAUGCUCCUACCGCUGUAUCAACGUGCAGGGGAGCUUCCAGUGCCAGUGCCCACCCACAGGCUACAAGCUGGCACCUAACGGGCGCAGCUGCCAAGACAUUGACGAAUGCGCCGCCGGCAGCCACAACUGCUCCAUCAACUCCACCUGCUUCAACAUCCAGGGCAGCUUCCGCUGUCUCUCCUUUGAGUGUCCCGAAAACUAUCGCAAAUCUGGCGACACUCGCUGCGAGCGCUUGCCUUGUAAUGAGAAUCAGGACUGCCUGAGGCUGCCCCUGAGAAUAACCCACUAUCACCUCUCUUUCCCCACCACCAUCCAAGUGCCGGCCGUGAUUUUCCGCAUGGGCCCCUCCAGCGCCGUCCCUGGGGACCGCGUCUUCUUCACCAUCAGCAGCGGCAACGAGGAGGGCUAUUUCAGCGCGCACCAAGCGGCGGCGCACAGCGGCGUGGUGACCGUGCGCAGGCCCAUCCCCGAGCCGCGGGACCUGCUCCUGACGGUGCACAUGGAGCUCACCCGCCACGGCGCCGUCAACACUUUCGUGGCCAAACUGCACGUCUUCGUGACGGCCGAGCGCUGACCGCCCCGCCCCCUCGUGCAUCACGUGUCUCCCCCGCCCCCCGCCAUUCGCCUCCCCCAUCGGAAUUAGGGUGCUUUGUAGAGUCCGAGCCGCACGGUCCCCGGGAGGGGGCGGGCCCAGAAGUCGGGUUUCCAUUUUACAAAUGAGCAAGUUGAGGCUCAGAGUUGCCCCCCAGCCCCUCCGCGGGGAGCGGAGCCGGAAGCGGAGUCGUGUCUUCGGGCUUUCUCCCCUCUUCUCCGUCCUUGCCUCCCUGGCUGGCCCGGGACCCCACCGGACCGCUGAGGUCAGCCCCGAGGGCUGGCCGCGGGGGCAGGGGGGGCUCCAGCUCCUGCCCGUCCUCAAGCAAAGCCUUCUAGGGGCACCGGGCCAAGCCGGCGGAAGGGCGAACCCCUCCCUGCCGGGGGGAGUCCUUGGAGCUCCAGCUCCUGCUCCGCUUAGCUGUGGGAUCCCGAACAAGUCUUUAAAAAAGAAACAACUUUUGAGCCUUAUUCUCCUCCUCUGUAAAAUGGGCAUCAUUCCAGCAUCUACCUCCCAGGCUUGUUUGAGGUUCCGAGGGGAUACCGUGCGUAACCUUUCGGGAGCUGCACGAGGGCAAAUGGUAAUUAAUGUCCCACAGUCACAGGAUGAAACUGGGUGCGAACUCCCGCUCCCCAGGGCUGCCUUGCGGCAAUCAAACCCCAGAGGUCCAGGGGGCAGAGACCGGGCUUCACGGGGCGAUCCCUAGCGUUUCUUGGUGAUUUUUGUCUGAGCUCAGAAUCUUGUUCUUUCUAAUAAAAUCACAGCAUUUUAAACCUGG
This is a messenger RNA of Antechinus flavipes (yellow-footed antechinus), 3074 nucleotides long. RefSeq names its product fibulin 1 (gene FBLN1). Bases 230 to 2278 code for a protein of 682 amino acids. The transcript has 15 exons. The record is from RefSeq and is a predicted model, not a curated record. Gene Ontology annotation, biological process: extracellular matrix organization. Lineage: Eukaryota; Metazoa; Chordata; Mammalia; Dasyuromorphia; Dasyuridae. Gene Ontology annotation, cellular component: extracellular region. Gene Ontology annotation, molecular function: peptidase activator activity; calcium ion binding.